Penicillium odoratum is the source of this 924-nucleotide messenger RNA. RefSeq lists its product as uncharacterized. NCBI's taxonomy places the organism in Eukaryota, Fungi, Ascomycota, Eurotiomycetes, Eurotiales, Aspergillaceae. The transcript is spliced from 3 exons. The coding region runs from base 1 to 924 and encodes 307 amino acids. The record is from RefSeq and is a predicted model, not a curated record.
AUGACUCUCAAGUAUCUCAUAACCGGGGCCACUGGUGGUUUAGGCGCACAAGUGCUGUCCUACCUUGUUGCCAAUGUCCCCGCAUCAGAAUACGCCGCCGCCUCCUCAAGCGAAGCCAACCGCAAGCGAUUCGAAAACCAGGGCAUUGCCUUCCGGGUAGUAAAUUACGACGAUGCCUCAUCGAUGAGGACUGCAUUCGAAGACGUCGAGAAUCUAUUGUUCGUGAGCACCAACACAUUCGACGUCGAAAAGCGAGAGAAACAGCAUCAAGGCUUCAUCGACAUAGCGAAAGAGAUGAAAGUUAAACAUGUGUGGUAUACUUCUCUCGCCUUUGGUGGCCUCCAGUCCGACUCCAAGGCAGAUGUGCAACGAGCGCAUUUGAUCACCGAGGAGAUGCUGCGAAACGCCGAUAUCAACUUUACGUCAAUUCGUGAAGGGCUAUACACCGAUGCUUUCCCCAUCUUCAUGGGCUGGUACCCCAGUACCGAGAAGGUAUAUGUGUCGUCAGAUGGUCCGAUCGCAUUUACGCUGCGAGCAGAACUAGGCGAAGCCACUGCUCGAUUGAUAAUUCGAGGUGGCUAUGAUAGAGGAAUUGUGCUGCUCACCGCACAGCAGACGGUGACUUUCGCUGAUAUAGUCGACGUGAUCAAUGAGACCACGGGUCGACAGGUUCAGCUGGAGAUAGUGUCUCCUGAGGAGUUUGUGAAAAUCAAGGCUGCGGACCUUGGAGGGAAGCCGGGAGCUUUCUUUGAGAAGGUAGUGACAUGGUAUGAUGCGAUCGGGGAAGGGGAGGCUGGAGUCACUGAUCGGCUUAUGGCGGAUUUGUUGGAGAGGGAGCCGACGCCGGCCCGAGAGGCUAUUCGCGCAUUUUUGAAGGAGAAUCGGGACUAUGAAUGGCAUCAGAAUUAUGUUAAUCGUGAUUAG